Messenger RNA from Ficedula albicollis (Collared flycatcher), 3205 nucleotides. It is a transcript of the gene PDE8B, whose product is annotated as phosphodiesterase 8B. Gene Ontology annotation, molecular function: 3',5'-cyclic-AMP phosphodiesterase activity. Gene Ontology annotation, biological process: signal transduction. The record is from RefSeq and is a predicted model, not a curated record. The transcript is spliced from 21 exons. NCBI's taxonomy places the organism in Eukaryota, Metazoa, Chordata, Aves, Passeriformes, Muscicapidae. Bases 30 to 2345 code for a protein of 771 amino acids.
CUUCAACUGCAGAAGUACAAGUUGGGCCCAUGAGGCUGACUCAAUACCCAAUUCAGGUUUUGCUGAUUUUUGCAAAAGAAGACAACCAAAGCAAUGGUUUCUGGUGGGCUUGUGACAGAGCAGGAUACAGGUGCAACGUUGCCUGGACUCUGGAGUCAGCGCUUGAAUGUUUCCUGGAUAAGCACCAGGAAAUAAUUGUUAUAGAUCACAGGAACUCCAAAUAUUUUGAUGCAGAAGAUAUCUGCAGGUCUAUUCGUGCCACAGAGCUAUCAGAGCACACUGUAAUACUUGCUGUGGUUCCACGCACAACUGCUGACCAAGAAGAGACUUCUGUUCUCCCUCUUCUUGAUGCAGGCUUUGAUAGGCAAUUCAUGGAGAACAGCAGUGUAACUGCUUGUUACAAUGAACUGGUUCAAAUAGAACAUGGGGAAGUACGAUCUCAGUUCAAAUUACGGGCUUGUAAUGCAGUUUUUACAGCAUUAGACCAUUGUCAGGAAGCUGUAGAAAUAACCAGUGAAGAUCAUGUCAUUCAGUAUGUUAAUCCAGCCUUUGAACGGAUGAUGGGGUACUGCAAGGGAGAACUUAUUGGCAAGGAGCUCACUGAACUACCUAAAAGUGACAAAAACUCUGCAGAUCUUUUGGACAACAUAAACACAUUUAUUAAAAAAGGAAAGGAAUGGCAAGGAGUUUACUACGCAAGAAGAAAAUCAGGAGACAGUAUCCAGCAGCACGUGAAGAUAACACCUGUGGUUGGUCAAGGAGGGAAAAUAAGACACUUUGUGUCCCUCAAAAGGCUGCAUUGUACCAAUGAAAACAACAAACAGCUCUACAAGAGUCACCGUGAGGAUAAGAACACAGGAGACAAUUCCCAGUCAGAAUCCGGUUCUUACAAGUGCAAGAACAGAAGGAAAGACUCAGUUGAUGUUAAGUCAAUAACAUCUCAAAGUAGUGAUGCUCCAAGUUUACAGACCCGACGGUACUCUUCCAUGGCACGGAUUCAUUCUAUGACAAUAGAAGCUCCUAUCACAAAGGUUAUUAACAUAAUUAAUGCUGCCCAGGAAAAUAGCCCGAUCACAGUAGCAGAGGCCUUGGAUAGAGUCCUGGAAAUUCUGCGGACAACAGAACUCUAUUCCCCUCAGCUAGGUACCAAAGAUGAAGAUCCUCACACAAGCGAUCUUGUUGGAGGUCUGAUGAAUGAUGGCUUGAGAAGACUGUCAGGAAACGAGUAUGUGUUUUCUAAGAAUAUGAACCUGAGCCAUACUCACCUUCCAGUGCCAAACACCAUCAAUGAUGUUCCACCCUGUAUUGCACAGCUUCUAGAUAACGAGGAAAGUUGGGACUUCAAUAUUUUUGAGUUGGAGGCUGUUACAAACAAAAGGCCAUUAGUGUAUUUGGGCUUAAAAGUUUUUGCCCGGUUUGGGGUCUCAGAGUUUUUAAACUGUUCGGAAGCAACGCUGCGGGCAUGGCUGCAGGUCAUUGAAGCCAACUACCAUUCCUCCAACUCAUACCACAACUCCACGCAUGCAGCAGAUGUCCUGCAUGCUACUGCCUUCUUCCUCGGGAAGGAAAGAGUUAAGGGAAGUCUGGACCAUUUAGAUGAGGUAGCUGCAUUAAUAGCUGCCACCAUUCAUGAUGUAGACCAUCCUGGACGGACCAACUCUUUCCUGUGCAACGCAGGCAGCGAAUUAGCUGUCCUUUAUAAUGAUACAGCUGUAUUAGAGAGUCAUCACACAGCACUGGCAUUUCAGCUUACAACAAAAGACAGCAAAUACAACAUUUUCAAGAAUAUUGAUAGAAAUCGCUACCGGACAUUGCGACAGGCCAUUAUUGAUAUGGUUUUGGCAACAGAGAUGACGAAGCACUUCGAGCAUGUGAACAAAUUUGUGAACAGUAUCAACAAGCCUAUGGCAUCUGAGGAGACCAGCCCACGCAGUGAAGGCAGCGAAACUGAAUGCACAGCCAAUAUAAAGAAUUUUCCAGACAACCAGACAUUGAUCAAGCGCAUGAUGAUUAAGUGUGCCGAUGUAGCAAAUCCAUGUCGCCCCCUAGAGCUAUGUAUCGAAUGGGCAGGCAGAAUUUCAGAGGAGUACUUUGCACAGACUGAUGAAGAGAAGAGACAGGGCCUGCCUGUUGUAAUGCCAGUAUUUGACAGAAACACCUGCAGCAUCCCCAAGUCUCAGAUUUCCUUCAUUGAUUAUUUUAUAACAGAUAUGUUUGACGCAUGGGAUGCAUUUGCACAUCUGCCUGUUUUGAUGCAACACUUGGCCAAUAACUACAAACACUGGAAAACACUGGAUGAUUUGAAGUGCAAGAGUCUCAGGCUCCCAACAGAAAACAACAACUGACACUAAGUCAAGAAAACCAGACCUCUUGCUCUACCAGUUUCACUGUGAAUCACUUACAGAAACUCUAGGCUACAAAGGGGAUUAAUGUUGCUUUUCCAGUGAAAUUAAGACUGUGUGACAAGAAGGAAGUAUUUUCUCCUUUUUAAGCUUCUAUGAAUUCUACAGAAAAAUGUUUUUAGAGGCUAUAUAAACCACAGAUGACUAAGUGCUCUUUGGAAAUAAUAUUUUGUGGCAGAAAUGUAAUUCUGAAACUAGUUUCUAAUACUGAAUAUGCACUUGUUGAAUCUUGUAGUUGAUACAAACAUAUUCACUAACACUUCACACAACUGUUUUUCAGAGACAGGGAUAAUCUAGUCACCAGGAGAGUAAGAAUAGCCUGUCAAAUAAGGAUAGAAACUUCCCACUUACCUAACAUAAAUUUGUUCCAAUUCUAUCAAUGUUCUUCAGCUCUCUGAACCAUACUUUUACAGAGAACAUGCACAGCAAAACAAGUAAACCUUAAUAAACUGGAUACAUAAAAAACCCAAACAUGACGCGUUUUAAAACAAAUUUCUUAUUACAGAGACUCUCUCAGACCACUAUCUGUUCUUUCUUUUCCAUAUAAAAUCUUGGUUGGAGUCAGUAUUCUCUAAAACUCAUCAUAUAAUACAGGAAAAUAAGCAUGUUCUGUCUAGGUAGUACCAUCCACAUAGUUCUCUGCCAUCUUGCAGAUGUUAUAACAAGUUGUCACAAAAUUUUACACAAAAAAAACCUACUGUGGCACUUGAUCACCAUCCUUUUUUAUAAAAAUAGUGUUUGUAAACAUGGUCAUCACUUUUAUUAAACUGAUAAAUUUUAUGACAAGUUCAUUUAUUGUGCUA